GCUGCCAAGCAAAUCCCAGUCGAAGGCUCUUCCCACGCCCCGCCUGCUCCUCUUCUCAAACGACUAAAACUGUAUUUCUUGUCUUCACGACUCCCUGAGCUGCCGUGCAAGCUUGCUCGCCGCUGCACGACGCAAUCUUUGCCGGCGUCUGUCGGUGCUUCUCCAUCGAUCAUCACUUGUAACUUAGGUGAUGGAGGACGAAGAUCACCGAAGCAAUGUUUUCUCAGAACUUAAAGUCUAUUGCUUAGACCUUCUGAAACUCAUCCAAAACCCUACCACGAGCCAAUCUUCAGUAACACUCCCUCAGUUGCUUCACUUUCUCCGCAGUUCUACCUCUGAUGCUUUGCAGCCAUUUUUCGAUUAUGCUUUGUUCCCGUUGCUGUUUGUAUUGGACGCGGCAGUUGAUUCUAGAUCAUCACGGAAGGUUAAUUCUGAUGUGAAAUAUGUGAUGCUUAAUGUGCCAAUGAAAACUCACAUGGUUAGUGAUAGUGUGGCUGAAGGAGUGCUUCAGUGUUUGGAGGAGCUUCUGAAGAAGUGCCGUUUAGGAUCUGUAUCUCAGUUGGCCGUGGUGUUGAAAAAAUUGACUUAUGGGGCCUUGCUUACUCCAUCAGAGGCUGCUGAAGAAUUUCGUGAAGGAGUAAUUAGGUGUUUUAGGACUCUGCUUCUUAGUUUACAUCCAUGUCCAGUCAAUUCCUGCUCGUGUAAACAAGUUUUGGGUUUGCCUGCAUUCCUAGCACAUAGAGAUAUUCAAGCAUCACUUUCAAAGCCUUCAAAGGUUGAUAAAGAGCCAGAAGAAUGUUUACUUGCAUUUCUCCGGUCUCAAGCUACUUCAGCCGCUGUUGGACACUGGCUAUCACUGCUUCUCAAAGCUGCUGAUACUGAAGCUGCGCGAGGUCAUCGAGGUAGUGCAAAGCUGCGUGUGGAGGCCUUUUUAACCUUUCGUGUGCUUGUUGCUAAGGUUGGCACUGCAGAUGCAUUAGCAUUCUUUUUACCUGGUGUUGUCAGUCAACUUGUCAAAGUUUUGCAUGUCUCAAAAACUAUGAUUAGUGGGGCUGCUGGAAGCGCGGAAGCCAUUGAUCAAGCGGUUAGAGGUUUGGUUGAGUUUGUUGUGAUAGUUCUGCAAGAUGAUGCUAAUUUAUCAGAACUUGAUUCGCCCUUAAAUGUUAAUUCUGGCUUUCCCCCAAAGAAUAAUUCUGCACAAUCAUUUCUGGAGGAACUCCGUCACUUGCACAUAAAUGAUGAAAGUCAGAGUCUGGCUAUAGCAGAGGAGCCAAGUGGCGCAGUCGUAGACUUGGUUAAUUCUGAAUCUGGAUUCAAUGAGAAGAAGAGCUCUGAUUCUGGCAUGAUUGGAUCUUUUCAUGUACAUCGUACAAAAGAUUGGAUUAAGAAAACUACAGGGCAUGUGGAUAAACUAUUGUGUGCGACUUUUCCUCGCAUUUGUGUUCAUCCGGCCAAACGGGUGAGGCUUGGGCUUUUGGCUGGCAUACAAGGAAUAUUAUCCAAGUGCAGCCACAUGCUGAAGGGGAGCCGAUUGAUGCUUUUGGAGUGCUUGUGUGUCUUGGUAUGUGAUGACUCCGAAGAGGUGUCUGCAGAUGCACAGAAAAUCCUUGAAUAUUUAUUCUUGUCAACUCCAAAACAUCAUUUAGAACAUGAUGUUGCUGAAAUAUUUAGCAGGUUCAUUGAAAAGCUUCCACGAGUGGUGCUUGGAAGUGAGGAGCUGCUUGCGCUGUCACAUGCCCAGCAAUUACUUGCACUGAUUUAUUAUUCUGGUCCUCAAAUUGUGGUGGAUCACCUUCUUCGGUCACCUAUAACUGCUGCCCAAUUUUUGGGUGUUUUUGCCCAAUGCCUGAGUCCAAACUCAGUGUUUGCUGGUUCUCUUGACAAGCUUCUUUCAGCAAGAUCAUUGUCAGCAGGGUAUCUGCAGUCUGUCAGUGAGUUAAAAUCUGGUUUAGGUUUUAGCAGUGAUGACCAGGCUAUUAUGAAUCCUGCAUCAUCUGAGGUCUCACAAUUCCAACACAAAGAUAUCAUUAUGGAAAAUAUGCUGAAGGAGUAUGAGCUUCCACGCAUGCCUCCUUGGUUUGUUUAUGUUGGUAGUCAGAAGUUAUACAAGGCCCUUGCUGGAAUUCUUAGACUUGUAGGUUUAUCUGUGAUUUCAGGCUUUAGAACUGAAGGGUGUUUAUCAAUCAUUACUGAUAUUCCUCUUGGUUAUUUGCGUAAAUUGGUUUCUGAGCUUCGGAUGAAGGAAAGCGGCGAUGAAGGUUGGCAGUCUUGGUAUGAAAGAACUGGUUCAGGACAGUUGCUGCGUCAGGCAAGUACUGCAGCAUGUAUUCUGAAUGAGAUUAUAUUUGGUAUGUCAGAUCAGGCUAUCGAUAUUUACACAAGGAUGUUUGGGAAGUCCAGGAUAAGAAAGGAAGAAAUGCAGGAAUACAAUCCAGCAUGUUCUGAAAGUCAGCCUGACAAAUUUGAUCAUGAUGUGCUUUCUGAAUCUUUUUGGAAUGUUUAUCAGAAAGGGAGUGCAAGUAAUUGCUUGAUUGAUUGUGUUGGCAGCAUUUUGCAUGAAUAUUUGUCCCCUGAAGUGUGGAAUCUUCCAAUGGAGUGUAAAUCUAAUAUUCGAGGACCUGAUGGCAAAGCUGAAGAAAUAACUUUGCACUUCUUCCAAGAUGUUGCCAUGUUACAUCAGGAAAUUGCAUUUCUCUUUGUUAUUAUUGAUGGAAUAGGCAUCUUUAAUAUAUGCCUUGGAAAAUGUUUUGAUUCUAGCCAAUUCCUUCAUUCAUCUCUUUAUCUAUUGCUUGAGAAUCUUACUUGCUCAAACUAUCAAAUUAGAAGUGCUGCUGAUGCCGUGUUACACAUCCUUUCUGCAACAUCUGGCUUUCCAACAGUAGGGCACUUAGUUGUGGCAAAUUCAGAUUAUAUAAUUGAUUCCAUAUGUCGGCAAUUGCGUCAUUUGAAUGUUAAUCCCCGUGUGUCAGUUCUGCUGGCUGCCAUGCUUUCCUACAUUGGAGUAGCCCGUAAAAUAUUACCACUGCUGGAGGAACCGAUGCGUCAUCUUUCAUUGGAGCUUGAGGUUCUUGGCAGGAAUAUGCACCCAGAUUUGACCGUCCCCUUUUUAAAGGCUGUUGCAGAAAUUUCCAAGGCAUCAAAGCAUGAGGCUAGUUCAUUGCCCGCUGACGCAGAGUCCUAUUGUAGAGAUGUAAAGUCUAAAUUGUCUGAUAUGGAAAAGAAAACACAAAAUAGCGAACAAAAUACAUAUUAUGAUGACAACAUUGAUAUAUCUCACAUGGAAUCAGGUGCCUACUUAAUGGAUGUUGAUAUGCAUAUGGAGCAAUUGGAAGGACUGUUGAUCAAGUUGAAUGACUCCAGAAGAUAUCGGCUGACUGUUGGAUCAAUUGCUGGUUCAUGUUUGACAGCUGCAACCCCACUACUUGCUUCCCCAAAGCAAGCAGUAUGUCUGGUUGCCCUGGAUAUAAUUGAGGAUGGCAUUGUGGCGCUUGCAAAAGUGGAAGAAGCCUAUAGGGUAGAGAAAGAAACCAAAGAGACAAUUGAACGUAUGAUCUCAGCCUAUUCAUUUCAUCAUCUUCAAGACUCCAUGGAUGCUGCUGAUGAAGGAAAAGAUGAGAAUAGGUUGCUGCCAGCAAUGAACAAAAUAUGGCCUUUCUUGAUUGUAUCUGUUCAAAACAAAAACCCGGUGGUUGUCCAGAGAUGUUUGGCUGUUGCAAGUACUACUGUGCAAAUAUGUGGCGGAGAUUUCUUUUCUCGCCGCUUCCAUACAGAUGGACCUCACUUUUGGAAACUCCUCACCACCUCACCAUUUCAGAAGAAGCCCUUUCCAAAAGCAGAGAAAACUAGACUGCAGCUUCCUUACAGAAGCACUUCUCUCUCUUCGGAUGACUCAGUGGCUGAAGUUUCCAACCUGAAAGUCCAAGCCGCUCUUCUCAACAUGAUUGCUGCAAUAUCGCAGAACAAAAGGAGUGCCUCAGCAUUGGAGGUAGUCCUCAAGAAGGUCAGUGGUCUUGUUGUGGGUGUAGCAUGUAGUGGUGUUAGCGGACUUCGCAAUGCUUCAGUGAAUGCCCUGGUUGGACUUGCCUCGAUGGAUCCUGAUCUCAUUUGGCUUCUCCUAGCUGAUGUUUACUACUCUUUGAAGAAGAAAGACAUGCCUUCACCACCCACCUCAGAUCUUCCAGAAAUCUCCCACCUUUUGCCCCCACCCUCGUCUCACAGUGGCUUCCUUCAUGUGCUGUAUGGAGGGCAAACUUUUGGCUUCGAUGUUGAUUUUGUUGCUGUGGAAAUUGUUUUCAGCAAGUUGCAUUCGCUGGUCUUUACUUCACAAAUGUACAUCUAACACACAGAUUUCAUUAUAUGGAUAGUGUUAAUUAAAGGAAGAGGGAGCAGUUUUUAGUCUGCAUCUUUCUCUACAUUGCAUCUAUAA
Molecule: messenger RNA, 4426 nt
Organism: Malania oleifera
Lineage: Eukaryota; Viridiplantae; Streptophyta; Magnoliopsida; Santalales; Ximeniaceae
Exons: 18
Coding region: 191-4339 (1382 amino acids)
Biological process (GO): chromatin remodeling
Cellular component (GO): cytoplasm
Source: RefSeq, a predicted model, not a curated record